AUGACGUCGAAGCGCAAAUCGGAACCGGCGCCGGCCCAGAGCCCGGGGGUGGUGAAUCGGACUCAAGAAGCAGGAACUCGGCCACCGACUCGGAGCCUAACUCAGAGAGCUUCCGGUUCGAGUGACACGUCUGCACCUGACGCGCGGCGUGAGCUAUCGACGAGGACGACGAAGAAAGCCAGAAAGGACGCAGAACUCCAAGAUACGAAGUGCGGUGAAGUCCAAGAUGUGAUUUCCGGCAAAGACCGAGCCGUGAAGUCCGAAGAAGUCCAAGAGACGAAGUCCGGCGACAUGAAAGAGGCGAAUUCCGUCGAAGUCAGAAAAAGUCAAAAAGGCUUAGUCCGGCGCAGUCAAAAGGCGGAUUCCGGCAAAGACGAAGAGGCAAAGUCCGAAGAGGUCCACAAGGCGAAUUCCAGCGAAGGCCAAUCGGCGAGGGAAGAGGUGUACGAAGAAGUCGGUGAUGAAAAGGAAACGGGGACGAUUCGGAUGCUUCAAGAGGCUGCUGAUUCUCUGGGUGUAGACGAUUUUGAUGAUCAUGCUGAGGCUGUUGGUGAUCCGGAUAUAGGGGCUCAUCUACAGGAUCAGGAUAUAGAGUUUGUUGCUGCUCAGGCUCUUGGGGCUGGUCAGGAUCAGCAUCAUGAUCCCAACCCAGUAAUGUUCAGAGUAUAUGUUUUACCGGUAGAGGCUGCUUAUGAUGAAUGGAGAGAUCAUAUGGUCGCUGAGCUUAAUAAGGAUAAUUUCAAUAAUGUUCAAGAUUUUGAUGGUGCAGUUUGGGAGAUCCUGGCUAAUAGGGAUGGGGGAAUUCUGGACCCAGAUUAUUCUUAUAUAGUGGAGUUGGGAGAUCAUUGGAUUCCACUACCUGAGGAGAUCUUGAUCACUUGGAAUUGGGAGAAUUUCAAUGCAGUUGUGGAUGGGGCCAUUGAAUUUGUAUUGGUGGAAGAUGAUGACUGAUGAGGAUGCAGACGAUGCGAUUUGAUGUUCACUAUGCUCUCGGUUCACGCAUAGCGAUAC
Molecule: messenger RNA, 1011 nt
Organism: Rosa chinensis
Lineage: Eukaryota; Viridiplantae; Streptophyta; Magnoliopsida; Rosales; Rosaceae
Exons: 2
Coding region: 1-951 (316 amino acids)
Source: RefSeq, a predicted model, not a curated record